AUCAUUGAAAUUGGCCUGUCACACAGUGCAAGAAGAGCUGCAUAACUGCAGAAAGAAAGUAAGUGAAUUGGCGAAUCAGAUUUUACGGUGACUGUACUGCGAUCAGUUGAGCGAGUGAGACAUGAGAAGAAUGACAACAAUCACGUAUAACACAUAAUAAAUGAUCAAUAAUGUAGUAAAUUUACGACACGAUAAUAAUAAGAUCUCAUCCCUGCAAAAAAAGGUUGUUUUCGUUCCACUUCCGGAGAAUCGUCACACCAACUUCCUAAACUAGCAGAGAAAAGAAAGUGAAUGGUGAAUAAAACAAUAUUAUUAUGUAUUACGAAUAGUAAAUUCUACGAUUUUACUAUUCGUUUGAGAGAUUCAUAAAAAUAACCGAAAAGUAAUAACCUAUUAUUGCAAUUACAUAUUUAGUCAAGAAAAGAAAGACAGAUUCGCAGAUAUUAUAGUGCUAAAUGAGUCACUUUCGUUGUAGUAGUGAAAGUUUGUGCGUAAAGUGAAGUGUUCGUCCAUCAAGCAAUGUCCCGUCAUGAAGGAGUGAGUUGUGAUGCAUGUUUGAAAAAUAACUUCAAAGGAAGACGGUAUAAAUGUUUACGAUGUUACGAUUACGACCUGUGUGCUAGUUGCUUUGAAUCAUCUGCAUCCACAUCGCGACACUCACCAGAUCAUCCUGUGCAGUGUAUUUUAAGUCGCAGUGACUUUGAUCUAUAUUAUAGUGGUGAGUCAGCAGUAGACGUCAUGGCCCACUCGUUAACUUGUCCGAUUUGUGGUCGACUGGGGUUGACAGAAACAGAACUCCAAAGUCAUGUUACUGCAGAGCAUCAAAGUUGCACUACUGAAGUGGCCAAGGUAUGUCCAAUUUGCGCGUCAAUGCCUGGAGGCGAACCAAAUCUAGUAACAGACGACUUUACAUCGCACCUGACAAUAGAACAUCGACAACAGCCACGCGACAAUUAUGUUGAAGAUGCUCCAUCCGCUCGUCAUAGUAUUCGAAGGGUGCAACAACCGUCUAGAACAUUAGGAGUCGGAAGGGGUCGCCGGCCAAAUAUGCACUUUAGUUCUGGUGGAUUGUCCCCAUCAGGUCCAUCAGGAGCCCGUGAAACUGUUGACCCCAUUGCCGAGCUUCUAUCUCAAUUAUCAGGUGUCCGUCGAGCUGCGGCAGUACCUUAUGAUCGCCUUCUGCAUCAACAUCGCCAUGCCGCGAGCAGCAGUCAGCAAGCGAACGGUGCUCAAGGAGGUACGACGUCAGGGGCUCGUCGCAGUGUCUUUCCCCCACCUCCUGGUGGCCAGGCUAUCAUUCUCAGUGAAGCCGGGGCCACAUUACAACCAAAUAAUCCUGUCGAAUCUUCGAGUAACCAAAAAGUCGAGAAGCAUCAAUUUCUUCUGGAUAAAUGUUUAGAUUCACAAAGAAGAAAAGAUUUGAAUCCCGACCAGAGUCUGUUUUUGCAAGAUUUGCUGUUGGCAACAAUGACUUUUAAAGAUAACGAUAACUCAAAUAAUAAAGAUUAAAUUAGUCGAUUAAUUAUCAAAAUUUCUGUUAUAAUUGAUUAUAACCUCGAAAUAAAUUUCACAAUAUUAUUGUAAAGUAUAAAUUGAAAA
Folsomia candida is the source of this 1599-nucleotide messenger RNA. RefSeq names its product E3 ubiquitin-protein ligase KCMF1. Gene Ontology annotation, molecular function: zinc ion binding. Gene Ontology annotation, biological process: synaptic signaling. The record is from RefSeq and is a predicted model, not a curated record. Gene Ontology annotation, cellular component: plasma membrane. Bases 520 to 1509 code for a protein of 329 amino acids. The transcript has 10 exons. NCBI's taxonomy places the organism in Eukaryota, Metazoa, Arthropoda, Collembola, Entomobryomorpha, Isotomidae.